UCCAUGUAUGAUGUGUGGAGAUAGCACCACUGGCGGACUGACCAUCCGGAAAGACUGCCAACUCCAUGCGUGCUAUGUCCACCUACACUCCUGUGUGGGAGCAACUGGGAACAACCUGUUGAUGACUUUUCCACAGAAUAUUCUAGGAACCCUGAUCUAGAGAAGAUUUGUGGUUAUUCAGCGUCACCAUCCUAAGAACCUGAUCAUGGGAGAGUGCAUUUCUGUCCGUGUUCUACUGAUGUUUUUGGCUCUAAUCAGCUAUCUAACUGCACUGACAUUCAACAUAUUGGCUCUGUUUGGACCAUGGACUGGGGCUUUUAUGCAAACCACACAGUAUGUGCUGUACAAGUCGACAACUCACCUAACCCCUGAUAGAUGGGUGCUCUUUCUAUUGGAUGUCCUCCAUGUCUGGUUGAUUGGCAUGUUCAUCUACCUGAUACACAAUAUCCGUAGAAGGGACGCCUAUACAUGGAUGUACACCACACCAGCUGUCCUGCCAUAUGGAUUCUAUUUGUCCUGGAUUGUAAAUAGCAUUUUGAAUAUGUCAUGGUUAUUUAUGUACGACAAAGAUUUCUGUGUCUGUCAUAGAAAGAUGGUGCCAACACUCCUGAUAACGGCGUUACAGGCCGUCUCAAACUGUGUAAUUAUAAUGUUCUCCUGCUACGGACUGGUUGUCUAUGGAGCAUGGCUUCACAAAUAUCACAACGCAGAUCUCUGGCUCAUUCGAAUACUGGUGCAAAAUGGAGUGGCUAUAUAUGCAACAUGGUGGGCUGUGGCUACCUUUUUACACUUGACUGUCGUUUUGGACCAUCAAACCCCAAUACCCAAGACAGAUGCUGCAAUAAUGGUACUAGUUCUGCUCCAGCUGGGACUCAUUGGAUGGUUUAUCUUAGAGAACUGGUACCUGGAUAAGCAUGUGCGCUACAUCCUCACAGUUUACCCUGUGGUGAUCCUGGUGUUGGCUGCCAGUGUGGCUAAUCCAGCAACCCCCGGUACCCACAUAGAUAUCAUGUCUGCUGUCAUCUUGGCUAUAACCAGUGUAAUAUUUAUUGUACGUAUCGUCAUGGUGUUAUGGAAGCACAAGAAGAAGCCGUUCUACGGAGAAGAGGAGCUCAUGUCACCUGUGGACAUAGCUAGGACCCAGAAGCUCAUUUUAAUGUGAAGGAAGACAGCUUCUCUAGAUAUUAGUCUCUAACCUUUUCUGGACUUUGUUGUCCUGAACAUUAAUCAGCUAAGACCAACGUGAUGAAAUCCUCACUGUGUCCACAACUUGUACUGUAUACAGAAAUGUGCCCCUCAUUAUAAGCUUUCCAUAUGACAUGGGGGACUCUGCACAGGCUAAUGCUAACGUCUUUAGAAGUUAAUUAAAUCAAAUAUAUAACUUUCUGUCAAAAUGAACUGUAAUGCUCUUAUGAAUGCUAAAGCAAUAUUAAUGUUUUUAUUUUACUUCAUUACUUUUAUCACCACCUUUUUCUUUUCUACCUUUGUGUUUAUGUAAGUGCUGAAUUGUAAAGUGCUUUGGACUGCAUUUAUGUCACCUAUACAAAUAAAGGUUAUCAUUGUACUUAUUAC
Molecule: messenger RNA, 1572 nt
Organism: Esox lucius (northern pike)
Lineage: Eukaryota; Metazoa; Chordata; Actinopteri; Esociformes; Esocidae
Exons: 8
Coding region: 206-1162 (318 amino acids)
Source: RefSeq, a predicted model, not a curated record